Molecule: messenger RNA, 6781 nt
Organism: Onychostoma macrolepis
Lineage: Eukaryota; Metazoa; Chordata; Actinopteri; Cypriniformes; Cyprinidae
Gene: phrf1
Product: PHD and ring finger domains 1
Exons: 18
Coding region: 207-5231 (1674 amino acids)
Source: RefSeq, a predicted model, not a curated record
GUAGAAAGCCUAUUGGGCGGAGCUCCCGUCACCUCAUUAAUAUUCAUGAGCGAAUCCUUCCCAUAGUAGGAUUCGUAAUUUCUCCAGCCGGCAGCGUCAAAGACAAACGCCGUGUGGACUUCAAAACACAAAUAAUGUCUUACACAACCUUACAGGGUUGUUCAGUGCUGAGAGAUAUCUAGAUCAGAUCAGAGCAGAGCAGAACCAUGGAUGAGGAGGACAGCCAGGAUGAGCUGAUCAACAGGAACAUCUCCCACGGAAAAGGAAAAAGACCUGCCAUGUCCAUCAUCUCUGAUGACGAGGACAACUCCGCAGAUGAGGGGGAAUCAGAGGAAGGAGACACAGGCAGCGAGGAAGAUGAUGACGAGCAAGAGGAAGUCCUUGAUGGAGAGGAGGAGGAGGAAGAAGAUGAGGAUGAAAGUGAAGAUGAGGACUCUGGGAAGGUGCUGGAAGGAGCUGUAGGGAGUGCUGCUGUGGAUGCAGCGGGUCUGAGCUCAGACGAGGACUCGGAGAAAUGCCCCAUCUGCCUGAACUCAUUCCACGAGCAGCCCGUGGCCACGCCGGAGUCCUGCGAGCACUACUUCUGUCUGGACUGCAUCCUCGAGUGGUCAAAUAAUGCCAACUCUUGUCCUGUGGACCGAAUAGUCUUCAAUAACAUUCUCCUGAGAAAGUGCUACGGCGGGAAAGUUCAAAAAACAAUUGCAGUGAAGAAACCUGUAAAACCUGGGGAGGAGCAGGUGGAUUUGGACUUGGAUCAGACCAGCUGUGAGGUUUGCGGGGGUCGAGACCGUGAAGAUCGUCUCCUGCUGUGCGAUGGAUGUGACGCUGGGUACCACAUGGAAUGCCUCACACCGCCGUUAGACGCUGUACCUGUAGAGGAAUGGUUCUGCCCAGAGUGCAUCGCCAACAACCGCACAUCAGGUUCUGAACAAAUCAGUGAGGACGAGAGCAGCUCUCUCCCCACCACCAGCCGUCCCCGGUCCAGACCCACCCGUGCCAUCGCACGCACCCAGCACAGCGAACGAGUUCGGGCCAACGUCAACAGACGCCGCAUCACACAGGCACGCACUGCAGCGCAGCUCACUCCCAGAUAUAUGAUGCAGUCCACGUGGUUGGAUGAGACCAUCAAUGCAGUAGUGGCCGGACUCAACACGGCCGUUUAUGUGCGAGACUUGACCCCUCGCUCCAAAUCCCGCCGGAGGAGGAGGACAGUUAAAAGAAGGAAAACCAAAAGCAAAUUCUCAGCAACCUCAGGGGGGAAAACAAACAUGGGAGUCAAGAGACGGAAACGCAAAGUGAGGAAGUCAAAAUCAAGAAGAAAACUGGUCCUAAAGAAGGAAAACAAUUCCAGAGGUCGUAUUGCACGGAGUUUAGGCAUUAAGAAGCCCAUGUCUGGCUCCAUAAUUCCUUCAGUUUAUCGGCCUUCAGAGUACAGUUUAGGAAGUAUGCGUGCAGAAAUCGGCGCAGCCUCCCUCUCUGUGUAUGGAGAUCCCUUUGACCUGGACCCCUUUGAUGAUAGGGAGGAUGAGAUUCAAGUUCCAACGCCAACCUCUGAUCUGGAUGCUAAACGCCGUGGCCUGUCCCGUUCUGCCUUGCGAUCCCAUCAGCCUGUGGCUAGACCCAUAUCUGCCGGACUCUCCAGGCGAGGUGUGAGUGUCCCACAGGUGGCAGAGGAAGGCCCUGUACCAGAUCUGCUGGGCAGCAUCCUCAGUGGUCAAAGCAUGCUCCUCAUGGACAGUUCAGAUGUGGUCAUCAACAGAGACGGUUCUCUGAAAGCAACCAAACCCGUGUCCCUGUCCUUGCCAAUAAACACUACCCCUAGAGGUUCAAGCUCAGGGGAAACAGGAGACACACCAAACUCAGAAACAAGUCUCGUUCAACCCUCUGGAGGGGCUGGUCCUUCCUCCAGCCCACUGAGGAGGCCCCCACCAGCACACAGUUCUCCUGGGUCCUGUUCUACACCACAGAAUCCCACACUUCCAUCCAUACACUCCCCUCAUCUUCCUCACUCUCACCCGUCUCCCUUGGGACAUCCCCAGUUGCAUCCGGGAGCUCCUCAUAGGCCUAUCACCCUAAACCCACCUCGACCUGGGAAUAGCCACUUGAGCACCAAUGGGAUUAGAAGUCAACCCCUCUCAAGGGUGCCAAAUGGCCCUUCUGACUCUCCCCAUCAAGACAAGGAUGGUCCUGUCCGACAACCACCUGUCAAAAAGCCCCCUCCCAAGCCUGUAUGGGUGGAUGUUUCUGUAUUGCCAAGAAUACCAAAAAUUAAAAGGGACAGUACCUCCAGUGCAAAUAGUAGCAAUGGCAGCAGUAGCAGUACUUUGCCUGGGUCUUCGGCGAACAGCUUAGCAGGCAAUACAGGUAGGGAACGUACCGUUGACCAACAAGGUACAGGUGCAAGUCAGCAAAACAGGACGGUGGAUGCUCAGAGGCAAAGAGCAGACAGAACUGGUGCUUCAUCUUCAUUUUCUAGCUCUUUCACCUCUACUACAUCAUCUUUUAGUGCCUCUUCAAACUCACGCCCCUCCUCCUCUUCCGUCAGUUUCCGUAUAAACGCUAGCGGAAACCCCUGGCAAGCUCGGCGACUUCCUGCAUCAGGAGGGACUCUGCCUGAAGGUGAUGAGGAAUCAAUAAAGAGGAAUAAUAAAAGUAAACAGAUGCUGUUGUCUUUAAGAGCAAAAGCCAAAGAGGAGAAGAGUGAAGUCUAUGAUCCCUUUAACCCUACGGGCUCUGAUUCCUCUGAUAAUGAAUCAGAAAAUGAGGGUCCUGAUGUUGACGUCCAACAUACUGCACCUCGGGUGCCAAUUGGAGCCAAUGAGGAUGCCUGUCAUCCAGUCAAAUCUGAGCCUCUGGAUGUACACUCGGAUACAGAGAGAGGCUUAGAAAUGUGUGCAGAAGUUAAACCGGAGCCAGAAUCUUUGUGGGACAGACCGUGCAAAGAAUCUCCACAUCAUUCAGACACAAUGCAUAGUCCAUCUCCCUCAGGAGGUCCUGCUUUGGAUUCUACUAGAUGCGAAGCAGGCGUGGAUACUGGGAGUGGUGGUACUUCAGGAAGCCCUUUUCAGAAAACUGAAGAGCACUCCAGAUCAAGCUCGUCAUGCAGUGAAAAAAAUGUUAAGGUGGAGGUGAAGUCUGAACCUGAGACUGGACCUCCAUCCAUCAGGCCCCAAUCAAAGUCACUAGAAGAGUCUCUAGCCAAUCUACAACGAGCUUCUAAAGGAAAUGGGGUGUGUAAAGAGCUGCCUUCAGUCAGUGGUGCUUUUAAUUCUUCUAACACAGCUAAGGACAAGGAGGAAAGACCUCAGAAGGCCCAGUCCAAGGAUAGGAAGCGGUCACCAUCAAACUCGCAAAGCCUUUCAUCUAAAGACUCCCAUAAAAAGAAACACUCAAAGUUAAAAGAAAAGAGGAGGUCACGCUCAAGGUCAAGGGAUCGGCGGAGAUCCCGUUCAAAAUCGAAAGAGAGGCGACGUCCGCGAUCAAGAGACCGGAGGUGUUCCUCGAGUUCCAGCAGUAGAGAAAGGAAGACGAGCAGGAGAAGAGCGAGUUGUGAGAGGAAUGACAACCGAGGGAGAGAAAGACAUAGGAAGAGGUCAAAAGAAAGAAGGCGCUCCCAAUCUCGUUCGUUUUCUAGAUCAAGAUCCAGAGAAAGGAGGAGAACAUCAAAGGAUCAGGGUGAGAAUAGACUAAAGAGGCAGAAGUCAAGAUCAACAUCUAGGGAGCGUAAACGGCGGGAGGAUCGAUUCGAGAUCUCUCGGCGUACAGAAAGGAGCUCCCAUAAGUCUACAGAGCCCAUGUCCACUCAAUUACAUGAGCCUGCUCUUCGUGCAAACAAGAUUACAACACCUGUGAAGACAGAGAGAGAUACAAGACCAUACGAGUGUGAGACAACUGUUGCAUUACCAUCAGUUAAAGUUGAGAUCACGGCUCAUGGACUUGGGUCAUCAAGACAUGAUGACCCAACCAGAACACAUCAAGAAAGCAAGGAUGAUGUUUCACUUGAGCUGCUUAAGCCUAAUGAAAUUAAACAGGAGGAACCUUGGCCCACUGGUUCUGUCAAGGAGUUGAAAGACAUCAAAAAGGAGGAGGAAGUCUGUCUCAACUUGUGUGGAGAAUUAGAUGGCGUUAAAGAAAUGGAGAAAGAAGAGGUGGCAUUUUUAGACAUCUUCUGCACUGGAUCACCAAAUGUUAAUGAAAUUAUAUCAGGCAGUGCUGAUUUAGAGAAGAGCCAUGCUAGCUUACAGGAUGAGAUGAAAGGGCAAGAAAUGGUUGUUGAGCCAAAAACGAUAAAAAUUGAAAAAAUAUGGCCUGAUGAAGAAGAUUCACCAAGCUGCAGUGACAACCCUCUUGUCAUCAAUUUGGAUACGCCUGACAUAGAUGCAGUGAACUGUAAAAAGGAACCCACUGAGUCUUAUCAAUCGCCACCUUUUGAGGAGGACAUGGAGAUGUCACCUCUUCAGCCGCCAGACCCACCAAUAAAACAAGAACCUGUUGUUUCCUCCGAUGAAGAUAUCAGUGUUGAUUACUUGAUUGAUAAUUUAGACUUCAUUAAGAAGGAAAUGAGUGAGAGCUCUUUGGCCGACUCAACAGAAGCUGUCGACCCCAAGUCUGCCGUCCCAGAGGCUUCAGCAGAGAAUAAACAAACUACCGAAACGGUUACGCCUGGUGCGAAGUCUAAAUCGCAGGGAAAACGAGUUACCUGGAAUUUGCAGGAACCAGUAGAACCCCACUCUGAGAAAUUAAGCAAACUUGCUCUCUUCAAAUUAAAACUCAAGCAAGAAGGGUCGCGAAGGUUUGCUACAACCCCGCAAAAUCAGGAUAAAGCUUCAUCUCAGGCUGAACCAAAACUCAUGACAUCGGUCUCCAGCCUGCCUCCCCAAGAUGAAUCCAUCAAACCAAAAUCCCAAAAAGACGUUGUACAUGACCCCAAUCAGAAAGAGAAGUACAUGAAGAAACUUCAUAUGCAAGAGCGAGCAAUAGAGGAGGUCAAACUGGCCAUAAAACCCUUCUACCAGAAAAGAGACAUCACGAAGGAAGAGUACAAGGAGAUUUUGCGCAAAGCCGUUCAGAAGGUGUGUCAUAGCAAGAGCGGGGAGAUUAACCCGGUGAAAGUAGCCAACCUGGUCAAAGCCUAUGUGGAUAAGUAUAAACAUGCAAGAAAACACAAGAAAGAGGAAACUGGGCAAAUCCAACACGCAGAUGUCCCGAAAGACUCCCAAACUCCAACGUGAGGCCGAGGGUAACAGCUACAUGCUUUUCAGAUGGUAUCUUUAUAUAUAUAUAUAUAUAUAUAUAUAUAUAGAGAGAGAGAGAGAUAGAUAUAGAUAUACAAUAGUAUGAUCAACAGUAGAUUUGGAUGUUUUUUUAAAAUCUGUGCAUUUCUAUAAUGACAAAAAAAAAAAAAACUCUUAAGGGCUCAACAUCUUGUCAUCAGUUAUCAAAUGAACCUUUUUGAAUAUUUGUAUGUUUUCUUUUGAAUGUAAAGAUCAUCUGGAAGUGUCCAGAUACAGAAAGGGUUGGAAAUCUUUACGUUUGCCAUUGUGCAAGACAGCACCCUCUUGAUGGUGUUGAAAUACUAUGCUAUUUUAAGCUGAUGAUCCAACAGGAAGUUGAAGUUGUCAGACAGGCUCUCGUAUUGUCAGACACACAUUUGUGUGCAUGUAUACGUCGCGUACACACACACAAUACUCUUGAACCUGUCGUUCCACCAUGAAUAAUUGACACUGGAGAGCAUAGUAAUUGUUUUGUGGUUAAUGAGAAUUUAAGCAUUAUGUUGAGGAACCAGGUGCAGAAGAUCCUUUGGGACGUUCUGUGAUCUCUCAGAGUAUUUAUUUGAAUUAAAAUAUCAUUCUGUUAUCCAGUCUUUAUGAGACUCUGGAAUUAAUUUGGUUCUUUAAAAUCUUUCCGUGUACUAAUAUAGGUAAAACAGGAAAACUUGCAAUGGACCUCACCCUCAUUGAAAUGCUUUUGUUAUAAAUAGAGAUAAUGUUCUCUCAUGACACACGUGAACGGAUGUAAUUUACACUUUCUGUUCAGUUGAAAUGUGACCGUUUUCAUUUUAAAAGCUGCCAGCUGAAUGUUUGCCAGUUGUUUUUCCUGAUUGCCAUUGUUUUUUUGUUUUCUGUUUGUGGAUGACAUGCUUACAAAUGACAUUCAGCCUAUACAAUAAUGAACCAUUUCUUUAUGCACUUCUAAAGUUUCAAUUAAAAGUAUUAAUUAGAAAAGUUGAUAGCUAAAAGUGGAUUUCAAAAGGUUUUUUGUGAACCAUUUUCACUAAUUGUCAUUUUAAUUGCUUGAGAAAUGUUUGUAAGACUUGAAUUGAUCAUGUGAUUUGAGUUGCAUCUCACGGUGAGGCGUGCAGAACGUCUGGCCUCUUUUCCUGUGGCCGAUCACAUCAAGUUAUGAUCUGAGAGUUGAUUCAUUUCCUGACUUGAGAGAGAUUAUUCUGAUCUCUUAACCUGAGUGAUCUUUAUCGUAUGAAUCCAAGCAGUCACAGAAUACAUAGUUUGUGAUGUGAUUUGAGGCAUCCAUAUUGCUGUCUUUGUAAAUAAUUUUAAUAAACACUUUAUUUAAUAAAAAAAAUAAAUAAAAAAAUCCUUUGGCAUGUUUCCUAAGGGGGUAUGUUUGUGUUCCGGUCCAAAAAUGGAAAUAAUGUUUAGUUAGCAGGAAUUUUGAAAAUGUUUAUUAAUGAAAUGUGCUGUGUAAUUGUAUUUCAUUCACCGUCUUGAAAUUUAAAUACACAAGUGUGUCUGUGUGUGUGUGUGUGUGUAUUUAAAAGCAU